AACAGUGACAGAAGGAGGCAGAAGAGCUGCGCUUUGUUUUUGUUUACAUCGCAGAAACCGAUGCUACUGACGCAGUUGGAUCGACAGCGGCCGUUUGUCUUUCUGUCACCUGGAAGCUGAACAUACCUGUGAAGCCUGUCUCUCCUCCUCGGUUCUAAUUGGGUGGAAAAUAAAGCUACAGUUGGGAGCUUUUUAGCACCGCCGCUAUGGCUCAGCAGAGAGGAGUCAACAGCCUGCAGUUCAACCAGGAUCAAAGCUGUUUCUGCUGCGCAAUGGAGACUGGAGUCAAAAUCUACAACGUAGAGCCGCUGAUGGAGAAGGGUCACCUUGAUCAUGAGCAGGUAGGCAGUGUAGCUCUGUGCUCCAUGCUGCAUCGCUCCAACCUGCUGGCCUUGGUUGGAGGUGGAGUGAAUCCUAAAUUCUCAGAAAUAUCCGUUCUGAUCUGGGAUGAUGCUCGAGAAUCCCGGGACUCCAAAGAUAAGCUGGUGCUUGAGUUCACCUUCACCAAACCUGUUCUAGCCGUCCGCAUGAGACACGACAAGAUCAUCAUUGUGUUGAAGAACAAGAUCUUUGUGUACAGUUUUCCAAACAACCCUGUCAAGCUUUUUGAAUUUGACACCAGAGAUAACCCCAAAGGUAUCUGUGAUCUAUGUCCCAGUCUGGAGAAACAGCUGCUGGUAUUUCCUGGUCAUAAAUGUGGAAGCCUCCAGCUGGUUGACUUGUCCAACACCAAACCCGGCACAUCAUCAGCACCGUUUACCAUCAACGCCCACCAGAGUGAGAUCGCCUGCGUGGCCUUGAACCAGCCGGGCAGUGUUGCAGCUUCGGCAUCCCGCAAAGGAACCCUCAUCCGUCUGUUCGAUACCACAACCAGAGACAAACUGGUUGAGCUGCGCAGAGGGACUGACCCAGCCACCAUCUACUGCAUCAACUUCAGCCACGACUCGUCCUUCCUGUGUGCGUCCAGCGACAAAGGCACCGUCCACAUCUUCGCUCUGAAGGACACCAAACUCAACAGGCGCUCAGCUCUGGCUCGUGUCGGGAAGGUGGGCCCUGUUAUUGGUCAGUAUGUGGAUAGCCAGUGGUCCCUGGCCAGCUUCACAGUGCCUGCUGAGUGUGCCUGCAUCUGUGCUUUUGGGAAAAACACAUCCAAGAAUGUGAACUCAGUCAUUGGUGAGGAAACUUUCCUAACUCCAUUCCAAAAAAGUUAAAAAACAAUCCACUGGACUUUUUUCCCCCAAGUUUUAAGAUGUUUC
Messenger RNA from Cyprinodon variegatus (sheepshead minnow), 1256 nucleotides. RefSeq names its product WD repeat domain 45 (gene wdr45). The transcript has 9 exons. The record is from RefSeq and is a predicted model, not a curated record. Gene Ontology annotation, cellular component: extrinsic component of membrane; cytosol; phagophore assembly site membrane. NCBI's taxonomy places the organism in Eukaryota, Metazoa, Chordata, Actinopteri, Cyprinodontiformes, Cyprinodontidae. Gene Ontology annotation, biological process: autophagy of mitochondrion; nucleophagy; protein lipidation. Gene Ontology annotation, molecular function: protein binding; phosphatidylinositol-3,5-bisphosphate binding; phosphatidylinositol-3-phosphate binding. The coding region runs from base 207 to 1211 and encodes 334 amino acids.